AUGCCUGGCUGGGUAGUAUCUACGCAAGACGUUUACGACACAUCUGGCUUCCUGAACGUCAGCAUGAACACAACGGAAGUGUUCUCCUCAACAGUAAGGGAUCAAUACAGAUUCGACCCCUCUGAUGUGGUGGUGUUGAGGAACGGCAGCACGGUGCUCAGAUACAGGAACGGCAGCACAUCUGACUGCUUUGCAGCAUAUGGCACGCAUGGCACUCAAAAAUGGGCCCACGAGGUUCGCAAUGAGGAGAUGGAGAUGGGCCAGAGCGCCGAGCACCAUGCGGUGGUGGCAGACGUACUCUGCACAGGGUUUGCGACAGUCAACGGUAACAAUCUCCUUGACUUCGGCACAUCACUUAUCCCUGGCGUGCUUCUGGCAAACACACCCCAACUGGUCCUCUCCUACUUGUACAUUGCGCUGAAUGCUCUCUACACGAACAUGUUCGUCUCAGCAGAGUGGGCAAGCUACGUCAAAACACGGAAACCACUCUGCGUUACAUCGCCCACUGGCUUCCAACGCGACUCAUACUGGCUCAACGCGCCCUUCCGCUACGCUAUUCCCAUAACUAUCAUGCCAGGUCUCUUCCAUUGGCUCGCAUCACAGAGCAUCUCCAAAGUUCAGGUCUCCAUUACCGACCUACAUACGCGCAAAGCCGUCAACGAAAUUUCAACAUGCGGCUAUUACCCCGUUGCGAUCAUUCUGACCACUGUCGUUGGCUUCACUAUUGUAGCCGGCGCCUUUGUCAUCAGCAGGUUCUGGUGUCUGGCUGGUAUACCUUUGGCUAGUAGCUGUCCUGCUGCUAUUAGUGCGGCGUGUCAUGCGCUGUCGGAAGAUGUGAACGCUAGUCUUUUGCCGGUACAGUGGGAUGCUGUUACACAUGGUAAAGCGGGCGAGGACGGUGAGGAGCCGAUCGGCCAUUGCUGUUUUACGAGCUUCCCGGUUGAGAUGCCUAUCCCGGGGCGGUUGUACGCCUAA
Messenger RNA from Alternaria rosae, 975 nucleotides. RefSeq lists its product as uncharacterized. NCBI's taxonomy places the organism in Eukaryota, Fungi, Ascomycota, Dothideomycetes, Pleosporales, Pleosporaceae. The coding region runs from base 1 to 975 and encodes 324 amino acids. The record is from RefSeq and is a predicted model, not a curated record. The transcript is spliced from 3 exons.